This is a messenger RNA of Pteronotus mesoamericanus, 282 nucleotides long. It is a transcript of the gene ERLN, whose product is annotated as small integral membrane protein 6. Bases 1 to 282 code for a protein of 93 amino acids. NCBI's taxonomy places the organism in Eukaryota, Metazoa, Chordata, Mammalia, Chiroptera, Mormoopidae. The record is from RefSeq and is a predicted model, not a curated record. The transcript has 2 exons.
AUGGCCUUAAGAAUUCUGACGCAGACAAAUUCAUUUGAUCACCAUGACGACACCAAUGCUGUCGGCAACAUUAUUAUCCCCGCUUUAAAGGUUCUCACGGACAUGCUGAUAACAAUUCAGAGGCGCCUCUGGAAGGAUCAGUUCUGGGAGAACCCCUGGGACCAGGGGGGCCUGGCUGUGAUCAGCAUAUUCAUCAUCACGAUCCUGCUGCUCAUGUCAUUUGCUGUCGUAUUUGGGGCGCUCCCUCCGCUUGAGAAGGUGAACCAACUCGAAGAGCUGUGA